AUGUACAUAUACGAUGAGAUCCUAAGGAUCUACAUCAAUACAAGUCCUUUGAUGGUCUCCAUCCGAGUGCUUCAGGCAGUUCGAGAUAUCGAUCCCCCAGUCCAGCUUUCUUGGGAUGAUCAUGGGUUCGUAUGUGGAGUCUCACAUGACGUGGCGAUGCAGCUCACGAAGGAACUUGGUAUGCGAAUGCUCUGGGUGCAUGAGUUCAUGCAGCUCGCUCAUCAACAUCACAGAGUGGCUUUACGAUACUUACAUUUGGCUCAGCCUGGGUGGUUCAAUUUGGAUGAAAUCGACCAUGAUGGCCUGCCAACCACAUUGAGCCCCACGAAUCAGCCAGGUCUAUGGAAAUUUUGGAGUCCAGAGUCAACGGAGCACGUAUGUGGUGCAGUGAGGAGCUUCGUCACAUCUUCAGGCACAUGCUCGUUGGACCUCGGGAUCCCAAUAUUUGCGAAACAUCCCAAGAUCAUGCUUAGAGAGUGCUAUGAGAAGCUUGAACCACCUGUUCCUUCUCCACUGUGUACCAUAUGGCCAAAGUAUGAAAAGUUGAUUCAUUUGAGGGACACUCUCAGUUUACAGAGAUUCCUGAAAGAGCUUGAUAUCAGCAAAAUCUCCAUCUCCAUCGAGGACUAUCAGGACGAUUUCUUGUAUAACCGAGGCAAAGAGAGGUUGAUCGACUUGAUCGACAAGAGGCGAUUGCUAGAGCGGGAAGCAACUAAUCUGGAAAUCAUUCACGAAGCCCAAUUGUUGAGUAUGCUUUGUUCACCCCCGGAUGACCAAGCUUUCUUCGUGAUUGGCCACGCACGACCGGACGCCGACUCAGUCGUAAGUUCUGUCUUUGAAGCUAUGCGACGGCAUCUAGUGUACCCAAACCAUGCCUGUCUCCCUUGGUCAAAGUCAAUACCAAGGGAAGUUGAACAUAUUCUCGGUCCUGAAGUUACUGGCCUGAUGUCCAAGAUCUCUCCUCCACGUCGCAACAAUAGCAUUGUUCUCGUGGACUGUCAUCAAGCUGAUCCCAAGUACCAGAUGGGAGUGAGAGCCAUAAUCGACCAUCAUAUCCUCAAUGGCAAACAAUUCCCUUACUAUAUGGCACUGAGCCAUGAAGUUUCCUGGUCAACGACAAUUCAAGUGUAUGUAAAGAUUCUAGGAUCAGGGUUGGAUCUCAGUCCUGGAAUGGCAAAGACGCUUCUCGAGGCGACAAGAUUGGAAGCUGAACCAAGUCUCAUACCCCGCAUGAGUGAAACCGAUCAGCUCGCAAUUGCAAGACUUGAGUCCAUUGCAGGAUAUGGAGUCGCUGCUACAUACGAAGAGUUGAUGAGCAUCAUGCUUAACACAGCUGAGAUAAAAGAACUCUUCUACAAAGAUUACAGACAGACAUCAUAUGGUUUCUCGGUCAUCAAAUCCAAUAAAUCUAACGACUUCGGAGCAAUUGCUGAAGCGAAAAACAGGACGUAUCACCUUCCUCUUACUGUCGUCAAAGAGGUCGUGUACGCAGAAGACUUUUCAGGAGUCUGUUUAGAGAACAUUUCUCUUGUCAUAAAUCCUGUCUUCCAUGACAAGGGUUUCAAGAACGCUCUCCAGAAAAUAGUCACUGUAGCGUGCCAACACUUCCAUGGCAAAGAAUGCCUUUUUGUCGAAGGCGAUAGCAUCACUCUCAAAGACAUCGAGUCUCAGACUCCCAGGCUACUUCUCAUGCCAUUGAUUGAAACCAUUGUCAACGAGCACAUGAGGUUCCGCUACGCAGCUAGCAUAAAUCGCUACAUCUCACUAGGUUUCUACAGCGGAAGCCAAGAACACUAUGGGAGUCCCGGCGAUGAAGCAAUCGUCAAAUCCGGAUUGUCAUUCUUUGAUAAAGUUUAUCGUGAGAUGGAAACAGGAUGUGAUAGCUCGGCUUUGAAAAGUUUACAGCAUGAUCGCUACGUAAAGCUUCUCGAUACUUUCAUCUCUGGAUCUAAUCUUGUCACUCACGGCACUAACGCGCCUCAAAAGGUCGACAUUCAAGCUGCACGGCCAGCAUUAAUCCGUGCUUCAGAAGCUGAUGAAGUGACUGGCCUGCCAAGUACUCUCCACAGUCCAGACAAUUACGGCAAUAAUUCUCUUUGGAGAUAUUGGUCUUCUGAUGCAGUAGAGAAUGUGGCGACGAGAGGACAUAUAUUUGUCAUGGAUCAGACGAGUAUUGAUCUAAAGGUUAGGCCUGAUGAGAGGACGAAACAGUUGACAUUUAGGCCUGUCUAUAAGGAUAUUCCAGAUCUGAAGGUUGAGGUUGAAGAUGAUGGGAGUGGGAAAUGGGUUAAGGUGAAUGUAUCACCGAGGUUGUUCUUUAUUUGUGGGUGA
Messenger RNA from Mollisia scopiformis, 2331 nucleotides. RefSeq names its product DHH phosphoesterase. The transcript is spliced from 3 exons. NCBI's taxonomy places the organism in Eukaryota, Fungi, Ascomycota, Leotiomycetes, Helotiales, Mollisiaceae. Bases 1 to 2331 code for a protein of 776 amino acids. The record is from RefSeq and is a predicted model, not a curated record.